AUGGAAUCAGAGCAGUUAAUAUCUCUGGAUCUCUGUCCAACCCCAACCUCCCACCUCAUAGACAUCUCAGGUGAGACUGUGCCUGAAGAGCAAUCCUCAAAGUGCUUUCUACAGACUGGGCAGGUGGGGGCGCCAGUGUCACAGCCAGCUCCAGUUACAGAGCAGGAGACAGCAGUGGGGCAAGUGAAGGAACAAGAUACACCUGCAGAGGGAACAGGAGAGGAGACAGAGGGGGCAGUUUCAGAUGAACAAGUGGCUGCAGGGGGUGCAAAUUUAGAUUCACAGGUGAUAGGGGAGGAAGGGCCCGGGGUACCUGAGCCGCUCAUACACCUACAUACAGAGGGUCCAGUUGCAGAGGAGGCAGAGCCCACCCUACAGGUAACAGGGGAGAAUGGGGUAACUGAGCAGCUCAUACAGGUGCAUACAGGGGGUCUAGAGGCAGAGCCCACCCUACAGGUAACAGGGGAGAAUGGGGUAACUGAGCAGCUCAUACAGGUGCAUACAGGGGGUCUAGAGGCAGAGCCCACCCUACAGGUAACAGGGGAGAGUGGGGUAACUGAGCAGCUCAUACAGGUGCAUACAGGGGGUCUAGAGGCAGAGCCCACCCUACAGGUAACAGGGGAGAGUGGGGUAACUGAGCAGCUCAUACAGGUGCAUACAGGGGGUCUAGAGGCAGAGCCCACCCUACAGGUAACAGGGGAGAGUGGGGUAACUGAGCAGCUCAUACAGGUGCAUACAGGGGGUCUAGAGGCAGAGCCCACCCUACAGGUAACAGGGGAGAGUGGGGUAACUGAGCAGCUCAUACAGGUGCAUACAGGGGGUCUAGAGGCAGAGGAGGCAGAGCCCACCCUACAGGUAACAGGGGAGAGUGGGGUAACUGAGCAGCUCAUACAGGUGCAUACAGGGGGUAUAGAGGCAGAGCCCACCCUACAGGUAACAGGGGAGAGUGGGGUAACUGAGCAGCUCAUACAGGUGCAUACAGGGGGUCUAGAGGCAGAGGAGGCAGAGCCCACCCUACAGGUAACAGGGGAGAGUGGGGUAACUGAGCAGCUCAUACAGGUGCAUACAGGGGGUAUAGAGGCAGAGCCCACCCUACAGGUAACAGGGGAGAGUGGGGUAACUGAGCAGCUCAUACAGGUGCAUACAGGGGGUAUAGAGGCAGAGCCCACCCUACAGGUAACAGGGGAGAGUGGGGUAACUGAGCAGCUCAUACAGGUGCAUACAGGGGGUCUAGAGGCAGAGCCCACCCUACAGGUAACAGGGGAGAGUGGGGUAACUGAGCAGCUCAUACAGGUGCAUACAGGGGGUCUAGAGGCAGAGGAGGCAGAGCCCACCCUACAGGUGACGGGGGAGGAAGGGACAGUCAAGGUGGGAACAGAUGGAAAGGCGAGUGACUCAAGUGAGGAAGCUGAGAAAGAGGUGACACCUAAUCCCUGUGCCGGCCCUUGCUGGGAGGGGACAGUAGAGUGCCCUGACGCCUGCCGGGAGAGGGAGUGCACCCAUAGAGAGGUGAAGACAGACCCAACUGGGCAGGGAGACACUCACACUGGGACCGAGAGGAGACAGUGCCACAGCACAGCAGCCAUGAAAGAGAGGGAGAUCCAGGUAGAGGAGGAUGCACCCAUCUUUGAGACCCCCAUAGAGAGGGAGAUCCGGUUGGCUAUGGAGAGAGAGCAGAUGCUCCGGCAGGAGAGGGGUAUCAGUGCCCCGGUGGGGCAGCCGGAGCUGGUGGAGGUGCGCAGGAAAGUGAUAGUGGGGGAGCAGCUGGCAGGAGUGGGCAAGGAGCGCCAGCUGGCGGGGGCACAGAUGCUCCGAGACAUCCAGCAGGAGAGCCGCAGGGAGCAGGACCUGGUGGAGCUGGGGAAGGUGAUGGGGACCUACGAUCGGGGGCAGCAGCAGGAGGUGUACGAGAAGAAGAUGCUGUUCGAGAGCAUGGUUACAGUGCCCUCGGAAUCUCCCAUCAAGAAGAGGCAAAGUGAGUCCCCAGAUUUCCUGGAGCCCGAGUUUGCUGAAUUUGUGCUCCUAGAUGGCCCUACCAUUGUGGCACCAGAAGCUUCCAAUGUUGAGGUUAAAAAAGGACCUUCAUUUGCGGAGGCCAAUGGAAGCAAUGUUAUCCUCAUAGAGCACAGUUCCCUUCUCUGCCGACCUGCAUCGGUCAGCCCCCUAGACUCACCCCCUGUGGUUCCAACCCCACCAUCUUCCAUCCGGGCAGAAUCUCCGGCCCCGGCUGCAGGGAGCCCCUACUUCAUGCUCAACUCCCCCAGCCCUCGCUCUCUGCUGGAGAGAGAAAUCGAAGAGGUGCAGCAGAGGGAGAAAGAACUGAAAAGGCAACGGAGUAGCAUUUAUGGGAAGGAGGCCCUGGAGAUUCCCAUAAAGGCACAGGAGAAUCGAGAGGACAUAAUGUCUGGGGAAUAUCAACCAGAGCGGCCCAGCUGGAGAAAACUGGAAGUUAACUGGCCCCCAAACCAAGAAGCGUCUGAGAAUGGUCUAGAAUAUGAGCAGGUCAAAGAAAGUGCUCCCCUUCGUAGACAACGCAGCCUUCUCAUUCAGAGCUGGGAAUCUGGCAACCCAACCCCUCGGGAUGAGCAGUAGAAAGGACCGCACAUACAGCUGCACUGACUAUCUUGUUUUGUCUGGAAUCCUACUAUCCCUGUAGACUUUUUGAGAAAAAAAAAAUGACACUGCCCCUUUCUUCCUGUUUGUCUCUGACAUCACUGCUGCACAUGACAUCAUUACAUGACAUCAUCGAGGCACACUUUGGGCAUCUGGCUCCACCUGCUGCACUACAUUAUCAGUAUCUAAUCUGCCAAUCAAACUUUUUGUAAUCUAUAAUAAAGCUAAUUUUUAAAUAAA
Molecule: messenger RNA, 2853 nt
Organism: Xenopus tropicalis (tropical clawed frog)
Lineage: Eukaryota; Metazoa; Chordata; Amphibia; Anura; Pipidae
Gene: misp3
Product: MISP family member 3
Exons: 4
Coding region: 1-2592 (863 amino acids)
Source: RefSeq, a predicted model, not a curated record